Cyprinodon tularosa is the source of this 4409-nucleotide messenger RNA. RefSeq names its product drosha ribonuclease III (gene drosha). Gene Ontology annotation, biological process: primary miRNA processing; regulation of gene expression; rRNA processing. The coding region runs from base 119 to 4132 and encodes 1337 amino acids. The record is from RefSeq and is a predicted model, not a curated record. Gene Ontology annotation, cellular component: nucleus. NCBI's taxonomy places the organism in Eukaryota, Metazoa, Chordata, Actinopteri, Cyprinodontiformes, Cyprinodontidae. The transcript is spliced from 32 exons. Gene Ontology annotation, molecular function: ribonuclease III activity; double-stranded RNA binding.
UUGAUUUGAUUGGCCCAUCAGUGUUCCUUUGGAACAGAGUCCGACAAGAAACACGUACAUGUCGUGAUUUCGGACCGCUAGCCGAUGAGCAUCACAUCCUCGCGCUGCUGUAACAGUCAUGUCAUUUCCACAGGAUCGUGGGGGUCCGCGGGGAGGGAUGCCCCCAGGCCAGCACGGCACCCCUCAGAACUACCGUCCCAGCAACCUGAGGCCACCGGCCCCGCAGCCUCCGGCGCCGGCGUACCAUUACGAUCCACAGACCCCGCCUGGUUCAGGUUACCACGGCAGCGCAGGCUUCAUGCCCCCACACCCUGACUUUAUGCAGUACCCUCCUCCAGCUCCAUCCCAGACCCCCAUUCCUCCAAAUCAGUGCCCGUUGCGCCCACCUUUUCCGAAGCCCCCUCCUCGGCACGGCUUUCCUGAACCUCCACCAAAUUUUCCACCUCCCCCUCUACCCAGCUCAGCAGCAGGUCAGACUCCAGGCUCCCAGGUCUCUGCACAGAGCCCCUAUCACCCCUACAUGAUGCCACCUGUGCCCCCACCUCCAUUACCUCAUCCAGCCAUGCCUCCACCCAUGGCCUCUCAGUCUAUGGCCUACCACCCUCCAUACCCUAUGAACUACCCUCCCCACCCUCCUUUUCCCCCUCCCCCUUUUGGCCCCAGCUACCCUCAGAAUGCUGGCCCCUUUCAGCCAGACCACAGCGUCAGACACGGGGGGCCAUACUCGUACGAGAAGCCAGUGGACAGCAGGAGGUCUCCAGAAAGAGGGUACCGCCAUGAUGACCACAGGCAGAAGGGCUACGGCUACAGCGACAGGCACAAAAUGGAGUUUAGCGGAGAGAGGAAGGAGCGUGGGAGGAGUCCGGAUAGACGUGGACGGGCGGAAGGGGGACGUUAUAAAGGAGAUUACGAUAGAGCGAGGAGUCCCCCCCGACACAGGAGCAGGGAGAGAAGCAGGGAGAGGUACCGCCACAGAGAGGUCCGGAGAUCCCAGUCACCUGAUAGAUACAGGAAGAGGCCUCGGAGUCGCUCAUCCAGCAGAGACAGGAAGCGAGGUCGCUGGGAGGACGAGAAGGAGCGGAGGGCCGACAGCUCCUCCGGGCCGAGCAGGGAGCGAAGCUACUCCUCCCUCCGAAGCCGGGACUCCGAAGACUCUUUCGGGGAGCGAGAGAGACAGCGGGAGAGAGAGAAGGACAGGGGGGAGGAGGAGGAGGACGAGCUGCUGAAACCCGCCUGGAUCCGCUGCACUCACGCCGAGAGCUACUACUCCAACGACCCCAUGGACCAAGUGGGCGACUCCACAGUUGUCGGCACAAGUAAGCUACGCAGUUUGUACGAGCGCUUCGAGGAAGAGCUCGGAAGGAGGCAGGAGCGAGCCAAAGCCACUCGACCCAAAUGGGAGCCGCCCAAGACCAAACUGGAUGAGGAUCCCGACGACAGCAGCAGUGAGUCAGACUGCGAAUCCGACGGCGAAGGAAGCAGCUGCUCCAGCAGCUCUGACUCUGAUGUUUUUGACGUCAUCGCUGAGAUCAAAAGGAAGAAAGCUCAUCCUGACCGCCUGCACGAGGAGCUGUGGUACAACGACCCUGGACAGAUGAAUGAUGGCCCCCUGUGUAAGUGCAGUGCCAAGGCCAGACGUACAGGGAUCCGCCACAGCAUCUACCCGGGAGAGGAGCCUGUGAAGCAGUGCCGUCCGAUGAACAACAACGCAGGGAAGCUUUUCCACUACAGGAUCACCGUCUCUCCUCCCACAAACUUCCUGACCGACAGGCCCACUGUGAUAGAGUACGAUGACCAUGAGUACCUGUUUGAGGGCUUCUCUCUGUUCUCCCACACUCCUCUCACUGAUAUCCCAUUGUGCCGAGUGAUCCGCUUCAACAUAGAUUACACCAUUCACUUCAUAGAGGAGAUGACACCGGAGAACUACUGUGUCCGAGGGUUGGAGCUGUUUGCCUCCUACUUGUUUCGGGACAUCCUGGAGCUGUAUGACUGGAACCUAACAGGUCCUGAUUUGGACUCUGAGCCAUCUGGAUGUCAGCGCUUCCAUUUCAUGCCUCGUUUUGUCAGAUUCUUACCAGAUGGUGGGAAGGAGGUUCUGUCGAUGCACCAGGUGCUGCUGUACCUCCUGCGCAGCAGCAAGCCUCUGGUCCCUGAGGAGGAGAUCGCAGACAUGCUGCAGUGGGAGCAGCUGGACUGGCAGAAGUACGCAGAGGAAUGCAAGGGGAUGAUCGUCACCAACCCCGGCAUGAAACCCAGCUCUGUGCGCAUCGACCAACUGGACAGGGAGCAGUUCAACCCUGACGUCAUCACCUUCCCCAUCAUCGUUCACUUCGGCAUCCGGCCCGCUCAGCUCAGCUACGCAGGAGACCCCCAGUACCAGAAGCUGUGGAAGAGUUAUGUGAAGCUGCGCCACCUGCUGGCCAACAGCCCAAAGGUCAAGCAGAUCGACAAGCAGAAGCUGACACAGAGAGAGGAAGCUCUUCAGAAGAUCCGGCAGAAGAACACAAUGCGCCGUGAGGUGACGGUGGAGCUCAGCAGCCAAGGGUUCUGGAAAACCGGCAUCCGUUCCGACGUCUGUCAGCACGCCAUGAUGCUCCCGGUUCUCACCCAUCACAUCCGAUACCACCAGUGCCUGAUGCACCUGGACAAGCUCAUCGGCUAUGUCUUCAAGGACCGCUGCCUCCUGCAGCUUGCAAUGACUCACCCAAGUCACCACCUCAACUUUGGCAUGAAUCCUGAUCAUGCUCGCAACUCGCUCUCCAACUGUGGCAUCCGCCAGCCCAAAUAUGGCGACAGGAAGGUCCACCACAUGUACAUGAGGAAAAAAGGAAUCAACACAUUGAUUAACAUCAUGUCCCGUCUGGGGCAGGAUGACCCCUCUCCCUCCAGGAUCAAUCACAACGAGCGACUGGAGUUCCUGGGCGACGCUGUUGUGGAGUUCCUCACCAGUGUCCACCUCUAUUACCUGUUCCCCAGUUUGGAGGAGGGCGGCCUGGCCACCUACAGGACGGCCAUCGUUCAGAACCAGCACUUAGCCAUGCUGGCCAAGAAGCUGGAGUUGGAUCGCUUCAUGCUCUACGCCCACGGACCCGACCUGUGCCGGGAGUCGGACCUUCGACACGCCAUGGCCAACUGCUUUGAGGCGCUUAUUGGGGCUGUGUAUCUAGAAGGAGGCUUGGAGGAAGCCCGGAAGCUCUUUGGCAGACUGCUCUUCAACACUGAGGACCUGCAGGAGGUCUGGCUCCACUACCCACCGCACCCCCUGCAGGUGCAGGAACCUCAGAGUGAUCGGCAGCUGAUUGAAACGUCUCCCGUUCUUCAGAAACUGACCAGCUUUGAGGAUUCCAUUGGGGUUUUGUUCACACAUGUUCGCCUGUUAGCCAGAGCAUUUACCUUGAGGACUGUCGGCUUCAACCACCUCACCCUAGGCCACAACCAGAGGAUGGAGUUCCUCGGAGACUCCAUCAUGCAGCUGGUAGCCACAGAAUAUCUCUUCAUCCACUUCCCUGACCACCAUGAAGGACACUUAACUCUUCUCCGGAGCUCGUUGGUGAACAACCGAACCCAGGCUAAGGUGGCGGAAGAGCUGGGCAUGCAGGAGUAUGCCAUCACCAACGACAAAACCAAGCGGCCCGUAGCGCUGCGCACAAAGACUCUGGCCGACCUGUUGGAGUCUUUCAUCGCAGCUCUCUACAUCGACAAAGACCUGGAGUACGUUCACACCUUCAUGAACGUCUGCUUUUUCCCUCGGCUGAAGGAGUUUAUUUUGAACCAGGACUGGAACGACCCCAAAUCUCAGCUGCAGCAGUGCUGUUUGACCCUGAGAACAGAGGGCAAGGAGCCCGAUAUCCCGCUGUACAAGACCUUGCAGACUGUGGGGCCGUCACACGCCCGGACGUACACGGUCGCUGUCUAUUUCAAAGGGGAGCGGAUCGGCUGCGGCAAAGGCCCAAGCAUCCAACAAGCUGAAAUGGGAGCUGCGAUGGAUGCGCUUGAGAAAUAUAACUUCCCACAGAUGGCUCAUCAGAAGCGCUUCAUUGAGCGGAAAUACCGUCAGGAGCUGAAGGAGAUGAGACGGGAGCGAGAGCGUCAGGAAAAGGAGACCGACGAGGCGGCGGAGGGCAGGAAGUGACGACGCCUCGUUUGGUGGAUCAAGGAGCAGAAAAGUGGCAGCAGUUCAAGGGAGAGUUAGUGAAGACGCGGUACUGCAGGUACUGAGAUGCUGUUAGGAGUCAGAGAGAGAGAUGUCAUGUUUGACUCUUCAACUGUCGCCUUCUUGUUUUCUAAAACUAUGGUUGGAAAGUACUUUUCAGAAAUGUGUUACAGAAACAAACCAACAAUAAGAAAUAAAGUUUUCAUAAAAUUGAAUAUGAGAUGUUAAAUAAAUAAAGUUUUAAAAUGAAUCACCA